Molecule: messenger RNA, 2247 nt
Organism: Osmia lignaria (orchard mason bee)
Lineage: Eukaryota; Metazoa; Arthropoda; Insecta; Hymenoptera; Megachilidae
Biological process (GO): sensory perception of taste; male courtship behavior; chemosensory behavior
Cellular component (GO): axon; membrane; neuronal cell body
Source: RefSeq, a predicted model, not a curated record
UCUACAUACAAUUUUUUAUAAAACAAACAUAAAAAGAUGCCAAUAUAAAUAUCAAAGUUUUUAUUUGGAAAAAGUAAGUAAUUUUAAUCAGAUCGUAAUUUAUCUGGCCAUCACCAUUCGAGGAUUAAUUAAACUAAAAUUAAAUUAUAAUUAAAAGUUAAAACUCGUAGGUUUUGUAAUUCAAUACUUUCUUUUUAUUUUCAUUUUGCUAAUUAUUAAAAUUCCUUAACAGGGCAACAGCAUGCAGAUAUGGACCAGGCUUAGAGUGACCAAUUGUCUCAUCAUUUUACAAAAAAAAAAAGUCAAGCACGUUUAACGAAAAAUUGCACACCAAAUUUAAUAAAUUGAUCGCGAUCGAACGAUAUCGUUGUUUACACAAAAGAGAUCGUAUCGUUGAAGAAUUAUAUGACAGCCAGCCUAAAAUCAUCGUCGUCACUAUUAUCAUCAAUGUCAUCAUCGUUAUCGUUGUUACCAUUAUUAUUGUUAUUACGAUUCAUGAUUAAUUGCAUUGAAACUAUACCACUCGACCCGCCGUCUGAUUUCUAAAAAGAAACUAAAGGAAUGAUGAUGCUCGAUGUUUCAACGUUAUCGUUUUAUCCCAUUUUAAAUGUUUACUGUAUAAUAAAAUUGUAAUAUAGUCGUUGGGCAAAUAAAGCUCGUUUUUCGAUAUAUACACACACAUAUAUCGGACCUAUUAUCAAACCCUUUCGUGUGUAUAUAAAUCACCCCCAACAAUGAUUUUAUCAGACACACCGAGCAAUAUGAAAAUUGCUUUCAAUUCCUAAAAUUUCCGUCUAUUUUUUAUGAAGUACCAUUGUACAUGAUUAAUAUCAAGACUCAACAUGAAACAGAUUAUUCGAGCUACUUGCCAGAAAACUCGUCAGUUUUAAAAAGAAACACGAUGAUGGAAGAAGAAAUAACUAUUCGAAUGGAAGAGAACGUCUCGAAACCGGAACAGAAAUUGCGCCCAAUAAUGUACACCUCCUGGUUACUGGGUGUCGGAGUGGCUCGACCACAAAAUUGUCCAAAUUCAAUCACAAUCAUUCUUCGCGUUAUUCAUUUGGGCUUAUGCUCGGUGAUCGUUGCUUUCAGCGCGAUGGAUUUCGUGAAUUUCGGUAAAGUGUUUCACAGUCAAUUGUUCGAAAUUAUGUACUGGAUGAACGAAACAAUGUGUCACGUAGCAUCGUACUAUUACGUCUGCCAUUUGGUACAACAUUACAACAAAUGGCCUGAAUUGAUGAAGAAGCUCGAGUCUUUGGAUCUACAUAUUGGAAAAGAAGUGUCUAUCAACGAUGGAUCAAUGAAGAUCAGACAGAACCUGGCUGUUCUGACGGUUUGUCUGACUGGCCCUGUGUCAUUGAUCGUCCAUGUUCUCUACUAUUACUUUACUGCACCGGAUCAGAUCUUUGCUUCGGAUUUGUUGCUUUAUUACACGAUUUCACAGACACUGGGGAACAGCUUCGUGUUUGACAUGAUCGUGUACAUGAUCUGUCAGAGAUUCAGGGCGAUCAAUGAGAUGAUCGAGCAAUUGGACGAAGGAUCAGAUAUGCAUUGGACUGCGUUGAAGAUUAGAAGAAUCAGAAGACUGCACAAUGAAAUAUGUUCUGUAAUAAUGACAGUAAAUGAGAUUUAUGGUAUAGAUCUACUGAUAUGUUCCACAAAUUCUUUCAUAAUGGUAGUUGCAAAAUUAUUCAGAAUUUAUAUGAGUGCCGCGGAAAAGAAGAAUGGUUUCAUAUUAAUAAAUAACAUAAUAUGGAUGAUCUACGGAGGGCAAUUCGUUAUAAUGUGCUGGGUGUGCACGCUGACUCAUCGAGAGAUAAAUAAAAUUGGUCUAUGUAUAAGCCAAUUUACUUUGAAUGUUCAACAUUCAACGAAAUUCAACAAGCUGGCAUUUUUCAAUAAUAUUCGAAACAAGGAACCGGAACAAUUAGAAAUAUGUGGCGAUAACACUGCGUUAAAUUUAAAUGGUUUUGGAAUCGAAAAUCUGCUGAGGUCAAACUUUGAACGAGACUGUGUCAGAAACGAAAUUAAUGAUUUUUCAUUGCAAUUGCAACAAUAUCGUAUUGCAUUUACAGCCUGUGAUUUCUUUGAAAUGGAUAAUUCGCUGCUUACAAGAUUUAUCAGCGUUAUCACCACAUACUUGAUUAUUCUCGUCCAGUUCUACAAACCCGAACAUUUUUAAAGCAUAUCAAAAGGAAACAACAAAAUUAUAGAAGAUUAAAAUUACAAGGAGUAUAUCGGGAUGAU